AUGCCGUCCAGCGACUCUGACGGCUCUCGUCAGAGUACGGACUCCUCUAUUAAGGCCCAACAUCACCAUUCCGUCUCCGAGGCCGGACGGGCUCUGAGUAUCCCGAUGUGGGACAGCUCAGAUCCUGAUCGGGCUCCUCCCCCACUGCCUCUGAAUCCAGGCAGUCCAAAAACGAGAGCAAGUGCUUCUCCAGGCAUCCAGGCGGCCACGGCGAGUCUUGCAGAAAAGAUGCGCGAAAAUGCCCCCAGCUCAUACACAACAAAUCCUAUGCCCAACAGAUCAUUAUCUCCCGACAAGUCUCUAGUAAAAGGCCAUUACCAUAGGAGGAUGCAGUCCUUGCAGCCCACCAGUGAUACGCGUUCGGAAUUCCGCAAUUACCUCGAGAACAAGUCGCCAGAGCGACGCAUACAGCUGUCACAGCUCGAGUCUAGUGAUAGGUCUAUCGAGAAAAGCCCGACCAGGUCGGGUACAACAUCCACGCAGGACUCUGGUCGCGACUCGCCAUCAUCUCUUUAUGUCUCCAAUCGCUACCUGAUGAAACCUCUCCUAGGCGAAAGCACUCCACCUUCGGCGACAAUGCUCGCAUUACAAAAUAUGCAACUCCCAGGUGAUGAUCCGAAACCUCUACCAGAACCAAAAUCUAUCACUGCCGCACCAACUUUAUCCGAACAAAUCCAGAGUCUUACAAGUAUCGCGACCAGCUUGCAGAAGGAGAUGAGCCAAUUGAGUCGCCGCAGUAAAGAUAACGCAACCGACCUUCUUAGUCUGAAAGCUGCUACCAAUUCUCGUGAUGAAGACAUCAGGAAGAGUAUUAAAGACUUGGCCACCAACAUUACCUCAAAAUUCCUCGACUCCGACAGCGUCACCACAAGGUCAGCGACUUUAGCCUCCACUAAAAGUGGAUAUAGCAUUGAUAGCAAGCCUUACGACACUUCGCCUAGUUCUCGAAAGUCUUACAUGCUUCCACGAAUUCCUAGCCCAGGAAGUUUCACGGCCGCUUUUGAGAAGGAUCGUUCUGGAUCUCCUGCCCCAAUCAGUGAUGGGUCUGCAAGUAUCGCCUUGCUCGAAAAAGUGUUGCGCGAGAUGGCAACAAAAGAGGCACAGGAGAAGCUCUUGGAGCUUGUUGACGAGGUCAAAAUGAGACCAGCCAAAGAUGGAGCCAACAAAGAUGCCGAUGCAACGAUCAGUAAAAUGUUGGAAGAAAUUCUGAACCAUGUUAAAGAGAGUCCUACCAACCGAGCCCUGGUACGAUCUCAUCUGGGAAGUUCAGAGGAGACUUUUAGUCCCGAAAGUACAAGGGCGGGCCCGAUAAUUCUUGGCUACGACUCUUCUACAGAUGUCAGUACUCCUGGCGAGAAAACCGUCAUUAGUGAAGAUGUCAUCAACCUCCUUAGAAGAGUCAAGAAUAGCGUGGCCGAUAGUGGCGGGUUAACAAGCGAGGUGAAAGCUUUGGUUCGUGAACUACGCGGUGAAGUGCUCGGAAUGGGCCGGGAAAUUGGCAGGAAGCUCGAUGAUGCAGCAGCAGCUAAAGGUAAUGAAAGAUCUUCGCAAACCCUAGCAGCUGAUGAAGUUGCGGAAAUUGUACGUUCUGGUCUUGCCGAAUUGAAGGAGCAGAUGUACACUAUGAUCCAGGACCACCAGCAAACUGUCGCCAUGUCUGUUCCGCGUGGUGUUCCUGAGCCUUCAGACUUGUACACUGUUGUUAAAUCUGCUCUUGAAGAAUUCCCUCAAACUCAACAAUCCACUUCUGAUUCCACUACCGAUGGCAUGAGAAAGGAGGAUAUUUUGGACGCAGUCAGGGAGGCAUGGGAAACGUACAAGCCGGAGAUUGAGUUACAAAACUUUGGACUUGAACGAGAGGAAAUUCUUGAUUGCUUGAGUGAAGGCCUCAAGGAUUAUCAACCUAAAAAUGAGGAGGCUGUCACCUACGACCAAGUCCUUGCAGCGGUUCAGGCUGGAAUGCAGAGCUUUGUUCCGCCUCCCGUCGAAGCUUCCCCUGGCAUCACUCGCGAUGAAAUAAUGACAGCGGUUAAAGAAUGUCUCGAGUCCUUUGAGUUGACAAUUCCGGAGCUAAAUAUAACACGAGAAGAUGUAUUUGCUGCCGUAUCCGAAGCGAUGGCAGGCCAGCAACCAUUAUUAGAACAUGCGUCAGCGACUAAAAUCACUCGUGAAGAUGUGUUUGAGGCUGUUCUGGAUGCAAUGGCUCAACGAGAACCUUCAGAUCAGGCAAGGUCUACAAUGUCUCACGACGACAUCUUUAGCGCCGUUGUUGAGGCCAUGAGUGGCCAACGAGAUUUGUAUCAAGGGGAAACACCCUCUGGUAUUACCCGCGAGGAUGUUUUUGAAGCUGUCACAGAAGCAAUUGGUCAACAAUCUUUGUCGCAUGAGGAAACAGGUACUUCAAUUACUCGUGACGAUAUUUAUAGUGCAGUCGUAGAAGCGAUGGCUGGUCAGCGAGCACUACCGCAAGAUGAGGCAAGUACUGCUCUCACCGCCGGAAUGAAUCGUGAUGAUAUCUUCAAUGCGGUUACCGAAGGCCUGGCAGCGCAUCAUGCUGCCACCAAAGAAAUGGGCGAAUCUCACGCAACUCGGGAGGAUAUAAUUCACGUCGUUAACGAAGCAUUCGCUACUCACCCCCACUCUGUCAACGGCCUAGAGCCAGGGCUUACACGGGAUGACAUCCUGAGUGCUAUUGCAGAGGGCCUGACCAGUCAAACUUCCAUCAGCCGAGAAAUAGAACUAAACAAGGAUGAUCUUUUUGAAGCUGUCACAUCCGGUCUUCAAGAAGCAGCAGCUUCCUCUCAUCUCAAUGUCGGCGAACAAGUUUCAAAUCGCCUUCAAGAAUUGGUUCAGGACAUCAAAGACGAAUUCAAACAAUACUCCGCUGCCAACGGCAAAGACACCGAGCAGGUUCUCGAUGCUCUGAAUGAUGGACUCCAGGUUCUACGAGGUGAGAUUGAAUCUUAUGUUGACAAGGCCGCCGAUGUUACCGGGAAGGAGGAAAUAAUUACAACAGUCAAGGAGGGCUUCAGGUUAUUACAAGCAGAUCUCGAACGAACAAUCAACGAGGCUGCCGUCAGUUCUUCCUCUCGCGGUAAUCCUGAUACUCCAGAGCUUCUUGACGCUAUGGAAAAGGAGUUUGAACAUCUUCGAUCAACGCUUGGCAGCCUUCUUAUGCGCAGCGAGUCCACAAAUGACAAAGACGAUAUUCUCGAUGCUAUUCAUGAGAUUUCCAGCGCUAGGAACAAGGAAUCCGAUCCAUUCAAUGUAGUUCAGGCUGUGAAAGACGAGUUUGAAAAUAUUCGCGAAACUAUUGGAAUGAGUGUCGUGAGGUCAGGUCCAACUGACAAGGAUGAAAUAAUAGCUGCUUUGCGCGAAAGCUUCGACAACCUCCAGGCAGAGACUGGCCAGAAACGUGACGGGAAUGAGAGUGUACUGUCUAACACUAGCGAGCUGCUGGAAGCGUUCAAUGAUGGCAUCGAUACGAUUCGAGCGGAUCUCGAUAGGCUACUCAACAAAUCGGAAGAGCAGAGUAGCACUCAAAUUCUCGAAGCACUACAAGAAGGAUUAACAUCCAUCAAAGGAGAAAUGGAGGCUAUGCGAGAGUCACAAAAAGAGUUUGAAGAGACAUCCACUGUCCGAGGCCGCGAAGUUAUGCUUGCCAAUGAAAGUUCCAUUGGCAGUGACAUCGAAAGCUUGAAAGUCUUGAUCACCCAGCUACAGAUAAAGGUUGAAGCGAUAGAGUCCAACCCUGCACCUGCUCCGCCUUCGGAAGAUGCCUUGAAAAAAGAGCAUCUUGACGAAGUUUUAUCGGCUCUCCACGAAAUCCACGGAUCUGUUGCCGAAGUCAGUACUCGUGACAUUCCGGUUGACCCUGAAACUGCCCGUAAGGUCGAUACAGACGCUAUCGAAGCCGUGGUUCGAGACACAGCUGCUAGAAUCGAAACCAUAGACCUUUCCUCGGCCCAGGGUCUCGCCAAGUCAGACCAAAUGCUAGCAUUAGAAGCCCUCGUGUCGGAAUUGAAGGAUGCUGUUGCCGAAGUUUUUACACGGUUAGAAACCGAGGGUCCUACAAAGUCUGAGAUCGGCACACUAGAGACCCUCAUGAAGGAUUUGUGGGUCGCUGUCGAUGAACUCAAGGAGCAAACAAAGACCUCUGAUGAAGAACCAGAACGCCUUGCUAAGGGUGACCUGCAAACAGUGGAGGCUAUGAUAUACGAUGUCAAGAGUAGUAUCGAUGAACUAAAGCUUCCAGAUGUGGAAACUAUGCCAACAAAAUCAGAAAUCGAAGAACUUUCUAGUCUUGUCGCUUCUUUCAAGGAGAAAGUUGACGCAGAGGCAGAGCUUACUGCGCAAGCUUUCGAGGCACGCAAGGUUGAACACGGCGGUCUUGCUGAAAAGAUCGAAGAAGCUAAGAUCGUUGUUUCCGACCUGCGUGAGGAGUUAAAGGAUAAACUGGAAGACAGCCACGAGAACCUCUCGGAACUGAAGACUCUUUUAGAAGGCUUGGCUGUCGCUUCUGACUCCUUCACAACGGUCGAUAGCAUUAAGGAGAUCAAUGACCUCAUAACUAAAGAAUUCGAGCGCGCACGUAAUGAUCAAGAAUCCGCGAAGCUCGAAACAGAAGAACGAGACGCCACUGCUUUAAUCAAGCAAGACGAAAUCCGCGCAGCUGUUGUUGCAGAUAUCGGGACUAAAGUGGAUGAGAAGACUGGCGAGAUCCUUGCCAAGUACGACGAAUUACAAACGGCACUUGAUAUGAAGUUCUCUGAGAGCGAAUCGCGAGAUUUGGCCAAUGCUGAACAUAUGACGAAUACCAAGAGCAUAGCAGAGGACAUCAAGCUGGUGAUUGGUGCUAUGGGAAAUAGCGUUACUGAAGCCUGCGAACGAAUGAGCGAUGAUGCAAAAACGUUCUUUACGAAAGUUCACGAGUCAUGUUCUCAGUUGGAAGAAAUGCACAACCAUAUCAAAGAACAAGGUGAAUCAUCCAGGGCUGAGUUAGAGAAAACUUCUGCAGCGACAGACCGUAUUGAGACCCAGAUCCUUGAAUAUCAUCCUCAAAUUCUAUCCUCCAUCAAGGAUAUUUUGGAAAUUGUCAGCGAGCAUUACAAUCACUCUCAGAAGACGAGUGAAGAACUCAAGACAAAUCUCUCUGCAAUCCCGUCUGCAAUCCCAACACUCCUACCUGCUUUACCUGCUCCGGAACCUCGAGAAGUCAUCGUACCAGAAAAGUAUGAUGACAAAGAACUACAUAGCAAGCUUGACUUGAUUAUGGGUCACACGGAGAGCGCAAGUAAGACAAUGGCAGGCAUUGACAAACUCGAUGAGAUUCAUGAAAAGGUCAUGGGUACAUCGCGAGAGAUCACCGAGAUGGUCACCACCCAGUCACGACUAGUGAUUGAAGAUUAUGAGCGGAAGAAAAGGGAGGCUGAAGAGGCAGCUUAUGCUCUGGAGAAGAGACUUGCCCAGAAAGAAAAGGUCGAGACUGAGAUUAUGACGUUGACUGACGAGAAGGAUUCUCUUCUGAACAUGAUUCAAGCGCUGAAACAUGAAAAGGAGGAAUUAGCUCAGCAGAACCUGAAAAUGAGCAAUGAGUUGUCGGGUCUGACAACGGCGCUUGAAAUACGCCAGCAUGAGAUGGAAGUGUUUGAAGAACGCGCCCAGGGCCUCGAGAAACGAAUCCUGGCAGGUGUCUUCGAUCAUGCUCGUACCAUGAUCUUAAAAGAAACCGGUCGUAACAAGAACAGCAUGAGCCUUAAGAGGGUCUCUAGCUACGGCAGCACGGCUACAAAGAUGAGUCGGAACAGCACCGCCAGUACUGCCAGGGACUCCCGAGUCUUGAUUAGCAGUGGUGUGGAAAUGGCAUUAAAACGACGAACUCUCGCCAAAUCCCCAAGCCAAAAUGGAUCUGUCGUCUCAUCUAACUCCGGCAAGGAACGCAGGAUACUCAGUCUCAGUCAUGUUACUGGGAACAGAGGCUCGGUUGAUCGUCAAAUCACAGCGCAAUCUGCUACUGGAGGGCUGAGCAACCUCAAACGAAGCCAUUCAGUCCGUUCUAAUAUGCCCUCGCGCAAGACCUCCUGGGCCGCGAGAGAUUUAAGCUCUAACAAAGAGAACGAGAACUUGGCUGAGGAAGAGGAAAGAGAUAGUGGUGCCGAAAGCGACACUGGUACUGAACGCAGGACAAGCUACACUGGAACGUACACGGACAGCAUGUCUUACGGAACAGGGAGUACGGUAUCAGCAAACCGCCAGCCUAGCUUUGCUAGCUCAAUCAACGGACUGGUUGCUGAGCACGCCGGGUCAAUUCUUGAGGACGAUGACGAGUACGAAGAAAACGAUAGGUCCAUAUCGGAUCAUUCCGAAAGUGGCUCUGAGAACUCAACGCGCGACGAAAACCAGCAUGACGCCGACGACAACGAAGAUUACCAAACCACAAUUGAUGAGCAAGAGCACCUCGAUGUCAAGGAUCUAAGUGGUGAUGAAUUGUCCGAGCUUGAGCCGCCUCCUGGGUUCAAACAUCCUGGCCAGACCGACAGUGGAAUAGGGAGCGACAUACAUAACCCGCUCAGCGUUGCUUAA
Molecule: messenger RNA, 6582 nt
Organism: Talaromyces proteolyticus
Lineage: Eukaryota; Fungi; Ascomycota; Eurotiomycetes; Eurotiales; Trichocomaceae
Exons: 2
Coding region: 1-6582 (2193 amino acids)
Source: RefSeq, a predicted model, not a curated record